AUGAGAUCUAUUACAUUGUUGUUGCUUAUUGUUAAUGUUGGCUACUGUUUCUUCGGCUCUACUCCAGAUGAAGGCGAUUACCGGCAUCUGUAUCCUGAGCUUUGCAUAGCUUACAAUGUCAAUUUCGAGGAAAUUUUAUCAUAUUCGUUGGGAUGGCUUGAGAAUUUGAAAUAUCCGAAAGAUCGAACCAAGGUUCUGAUAUUGACAGACGUCAAAGAUACGAUCAAUGAGUAAGUGUAGUAAGGCUAUAUUGAGAUUACUGUAAAAUAUUUGAUGUACUUUUAACGCUGUAAAUGCUAAAAACUCAUUAUGAAAGAGGUACGUCUAUAUUAUUGUAGGUGGAUGUCAGAGUACAAGUCAUUGUAUUCGUAUCUCACGGUAGAAACUAAAGAUGCCAAUUACCUAGAACAGUCAUUGAAGUUCGGUAGAAGAUUGAAGUGUAGUUAUCUGCUGCUGACAACUAGUGACAUUUUCUUGGCCGAGAACUCAGUCAGAGAUUUAAUGGCAUUGAAACAAGUUGUGGUAUCAGGUUUGGUAAAGGAUCCGUUCUCUCUACACUCAAAUGGCAAAGGACUUGUUGACAUCGUUCAUCUCAGUGGGGAGAAGUUGGAGAUGCUGAGGGUAAGUGGAAGUGUUGUAACUACUUUAUUAAGCAAAAUUUUUGGAAAUUGUUUAAGCUUCAGAUAUAACUUGUUAUGAGUAAAAAGACAAGAUUAUAUGUUCUAGGUAUACUACGCAAACUCGCCUCUCCUGAUAAACUUGAAACAUAAAGAUGCGUCGUAUCUUACAUUCGACGAGCAAAACGUUCGCGAUAAUAUAGAAGCCAAGUCUCCAGUAGAAGUGUUUGCCUAUUCAGCGUACAAUAUGGACAUACCCAUAUUCUUGGACAACAGUGUCUUCUAUGGUUAUAUCAUCGACUCAAGGAUGACUAGGAUACAGUUGUUACAGAAGGUAAGGUUAACCUAAUUACUAGGUGUCAUAUCUUUAUAACUACAUGUUUAUAUUUUUUAUUUCUUUAUAUUGUUCUUGUUUGCUUUAUUACGUUUAUAUGUUGCAGUUGGCUUCAUUCAACUACCAAAUGUGGAUCAACAACAACCAGGUGGUAUACUCCAAUGUCAUACCACCCUGGCAGCCAGUAGAACACACUUAUGGGUUCGACAAGAUCUAUGUCAUCAACCUGAAGCGCCGUCCCGAGAGAAAGAAGCGGAUUCAGAAGAGCUUGGCCAUGUUGGGAAUCGAGCACGAUGUAUUCGAAGCAGUAGAUGGUAUGAGUCUGGAUGAAGGUACGAUGAAACAUGUCACUAUUCUGCCAGGAUACCUCGACCCCUUCCACAAACGGCCGUUGAAGAAGGGGGAGAUCGGCUGCUUCUUGAGUCAUUACCGUAUAUGGAAGGAUAUUGUAGAUAAUGGCUACGAGAGAGUGAUCGUAUUCGAGGACGACAUCAAGUUCUCGGAGAACGCUACUACAAUAUUGAGAGAGUUCAUGGAGGACAUCAUCAAGAGACAGACAGAAUGGGACUUUGUCUAUCUAGGCAGGAAGAAGAACGACGCCAAGAACCAGGAGUACUACGUUCCGGGUAAGGGUAAUAUUACUGUAGAUUACGGUAGUAUAAAAAGUGUUUUAAGUGAAUUAUAUUAGUAUUGAUAUUAGUUUUGUCAACUUAUAACUUUGAUUAUUUUCCUUCCAGGCCACAGAUACCUGUCCACGGUGACCUACUCCUACUGGACCUUAGGCUACGCUUUGUCACGAUCUGGAGCCCAGAAGCUUCUGGAUUCGAAGCCUUUGGAGAAGAUGAUAGCACUAGAUGAAUACCUUCCUAUCAUGUAUGACAAUCAUCCAAACCAAGAGUGGAAGAACCACUUCCCAGUCAGGGAUCUGAAGGCUUUUACCGUAUACCCACUAGUCGUACAUCCAGAUAAAUAUCUACAUGAAGCUGGUUACUUAAGCGACACUGAGAACUCUACAGUAAUCUCGUCCAACGAAUCUCACAACACGGGUGCCUUAGGGCUCAACCUUCAUCAUCAAGCUAAAUCUGAACUUUAA
Bursaphelenchus okinawaensis is the source of this 2044-nucleotide messenger RNA. NCBI's taxonomy places the organism in Eukaryota, Metazoa, Nematoda, Chromadorea, Rhabditida, Aphelenchoididae. The record is from the annotation of a GenBank genome assembly.